UGACUAAAGAGCAUAAUCCUAUUUUUGUUGGUACCUUUAUUGAUUUAGAGCUUAAUGAUGUUAUUGUAACUUUAUAUCAUGAAUUCGAUCAACAAAAUGCUGAAUAUAUAGAAGAAGUCCGUAGACUUCAUGUUCGUUUUGAAUAUCAGCAUUUGCCGAAUCCCCAAAAUUUACUUAAUGAACAUUCUAAUUUACGUAUUAUGAAACGCCAACCUCCUCCUGAUGAUAGUGAUGAUGAUGACAUUCCCAUGAUGGUUACUCCUAUCAUAGCUGGUGAUGGACGUUGUUUUCGACCUGAUCUAAAUUAUUAUCUUCUACCAUGGAAUUCAGAAGUCGUGCGCAAUAAUAUUGGAAAAAUGACAGGAAUGGGUCGACUUGAAAGGGAAAUCGAUUUUGCCAUCCUCAAAAUACCUAAUAAUCUCGAUUUCCGUUUACACCGAGAGCCUUUAAAUCUCAAUCCGCUGCCGUCUACUGCAAAUGAUAAUAAAGAUAUUGGAGGACCCGUAUUUUCUUAUCAUAUGAAUAUAAUUGAUGGUGAUUUACGGACUUCUAGAUCGGGUUUAAGUAGUAUACUCACAGGAGGCAUAGGACAUUUUGCCUUUAUGACACAAUUAGAUAAAAUUCGUGACGAGGCAAAGAUAUAUGUUGUUAGUUCUACGGGCAUACAUUAA
Molecule: messenger RNA, 671 nt
Organism: Racocetra fulgida
Lineage: Eukaryota; Fungi; Glomeromycota; Glomeromycetes; Diversisporales; Gigasporaceae
Source: the annotation of a GenBank genome assembly